Molecule: messenger RNA, 1575 nt
Organism: Symbiodinium sp. CCMP2592
Lineage: Eukaryota; Dinophyceae; Suessiales; Symbiodiniaceae
Source: the annotation of a GenBank genome assembly
AUGCCGCCGAAAAAGCGCCCCGCUGCUGGACCACUGAAGGACGGCGUCAAUAGGUUUCCUGCAGACUUGAGACGGAUCUGCCCAACUGCAUUCCGCGACCCAGCCUGGCAGGAAAGUCUCUGGGAGAAACAGCUGCGACUGGCAGUGGACCGGCUCGAGAUCGCGCAGAACGGUUUGAAGACGGCCAAAACCAAGAAGGAGGUCGAGGCGGCCAAGAAGGAGGUCGAGGCGGCCGAGAAGAAGGUCGAGGCGGCCGAGAAGAACGGGUCCAGCCCAGGCCAGGUCAGCUUGCACUUGAGGGGAACUGCCGACUCCAAGUUCGACGACGAAGCUCCCCCCAAGCUUAAGCUUGAGAAGUUCAAGGCCGACGAGCUGCUCAAGGUGGAGGCUUUGAAGGACUUCGUGGCGCCCAACACGACCGCUGCCAGACCGCUCUUCCUGCGACAGCAUCUCCUCAAGGUGUACAACAAGGCAGUGGUGGCUUUGCAGGCGAAGCAGAUUCGCCUGGUGUCGCUGGUCGGCUGCCCCGGCACCGGCAAGACGUGGUGCGAAGGUGGGCAAGAAGACCCUGCACCUCACCAUCAGGAACUCGACCGUGACGGCCAUCGCCAACUUCCAGGUGAAGAAGCAGUACACGAAGGUCUGCAUCGUGGACGUGAGCAUGGACAAGCCGGAUGCGGCCACCACAUCUUCAUCGGCAUCCGGCAGCUGAUCGAGGACGGAAAGUUCGCUUGCGUGAAGUUCAUGGGGCUGCUGUCCGGCGGCCAGGAGAAGAUCACAGGCAAGCAGUUGAGUCUGCAGGUCAUACAAAAGCUAGUGCUUUGGAGCUGGAGCGAAGAGGAGGUCGCCACUCUAUGUACAAAGCUGAAAGAUGCAUCGGAGCCUCCAUCUGACGAGGCCUACAAGGUGUGUGGAGGAUCUGUGCGGUAUCUCUUCCGACACGAAGAAGACGCGAACAGAACUAGAGAAGCCGUGAAAGGGCUCUCCCAAGAUGAGAUGCAGAGGUUGCUUUCCCUGGAUAUGACCGUAGACGACCAGCAGGGGAAGAACCGCAGCAGACUUCUCUCGUUCUUUCCCAGCAGUGGUAAAUCCAAUGCAACUGAUGAGAGCUUCGCAAAGGGCGUCAGCGAAGCACGGCCGAUGCCCCGCUCCGACUUCGUCAUCAAGUGCAUCAAGGAGAACGAGAACGUGAAGUUCGAGGACGUGCUGAGCAUGUACCGGAAGCUCUCGGGCAUGAACCCAGGCGCUGCCGGCAGUGCCUUUGAGAUCCUGGUCCACUUGUUCUGGCGGGAGGCUGCCGCGAAGGAGCAGAAGGUCCAGCUUUCACUUUUUAAGGGCGAGGAGGAGGAGGUCGGUAAGGUGGAAGUGGACUUCGAACAGCUGAGCCGAGAUCCCUCGUUCCAGAAGAAGCCUAAAAGUAUCGAAGAGUAUGAAGAGGAGGCCGUCGAGGUCGUCGAGAAGUUCAAGUCUGCCGGCAAGACCGAGACCGAGGUGCUGGCCAUCCAGAUCAGCACGUUAGAGGAUUUCCGGGCAGUCACAACGAGCGUCGAGCCUCCAGAUUUGCACGCGUCUUGA